This is a messenger RNA of Tetranychus urticae (two-spotted spider mite), 1412 nucleotides long. RefSeq lists its product as uncharacterized. The record is from RefSeq and is a predicted model, not a curated record. NCBI's taxonomy places the organism in Eukaryota, Metazoa, Arthropoda, Arachnida, Trombidiformes, Tetranychidae. Gene Ontology annotation, molecular function: oxidoreductase activity, acting on single donors with incorporation of molecular oxygen, incorporation of two atoms of oxygen; ferric iron binding.
UGAUCAAGUCAAAUCUAUAAUUGUCAUUAAAUUGAAUUUAAUUUACAUUAUCUAUUUUCUUUUCACACAUAUAAUGUACAAAUGUUCGCGAGUAUCCAGUCAGUCGAAACAAUAACAAUUACUUUCAAGUGAGAUGAUAUUUUAAGUAUCAAUUGGUGAUCUCAAUCUGUUUUUACCCUCAAACCAGUUUUCAAUGUUUUGGUUCGCUAAUAAAACUGUACCUGGAAAUGUCAUCAUUUCAAUUGAGAGCAACGUUGAAACUGUGAUAGGUACCCAUCAUAUUGCAAGUGGUGUUUCCAGGAGGAGGUUAAUCAUGUCCAUUAAACUAGGUUUCUACGUUUUUUUAAUUCAUAGCCUGUUGAUUACUUCUUCCUUGUGUAACUCUUGUGCGUCUAAGGAAGAAGUAGUUCCAUCACCUGAAGAAGGUCAGUGCUCCCAAGAAAGCGUUAAGCAAUCAUUUGUUACCAGAUUUACUGAGUGUUCGUUAAGUCCUGAAGUUGGUGAAGGUCCAUAUUUCAUCGAAGAGGAUAUCAUACGGAGUAAUAUUGUCGAAGACAGAAUCGGAAUACGUCUUAAUGUAACCCUAAAUUUGGUAGACUUCAAUACCUGUAAGCCCAUCAAAGGAGCCAAGGUUUAUAUCUGGCAACCUGAUUAUUCAGGCAUUUACUCUGGUUUCAUGGACAAACCUCGAGUGAAAAGAGAAAAAAUGUAUCCUAAAGAUCCUCGACGAUUCUUACGAGGAACUCAAGUUACCAAUGAGAACGGAACCGUAACUUUUGAAACAUUGUUCCCUGGCCAUUAUCCUGGAAGGACUCCACAUAUUCACUACCGAAUUCAUGCAAAUGGAAAUGUUGCUCACAUUGGUCAAAUAUUCUUUGAUGAAUCAACUAGUCAAGUUAUUCAAUCCAAAUCUCCUUAUAAUCAAGUUCAUAGUAGAAGGAUGAAAAAUGAAGAAGAUGGCGAAUUCACUUAUUUUAAUGGCAAAAAGAGUAUCAUCAAUAUUGACCCUCAAUCUUUGUCUGGUGACUCUUUAGAAGGCAUUUUGAAUUUAGCCAUUAAUCCACUUCAUAGGUCAAAUUUAAUGUGGGCCUGAUCAACACUGUCAUUUGUUAGUCGUAUUGUGUCAUUGUAUUGUUCAUUUUUCGUUGUAUCUUAAUUGCAAUUUGCAAAUAUUUGCGUGCUUCAAUAAUCGCAUCAAGCUUUAAGGAACCACAAACCUAUCUAAAAAAGCUUCUUGUCAUUCAAUUGUGAUCUUUUGUCUCUUUUUCAAAUUUAAUUGACUUUAAAUUUCCUAAAAGACAUGAAGAUUAAAUCUGCUGUUAAUACGAUUUUACAUGAUCAUAUAUUCACAACUAGAUAAUUGAAAUUGAAUAUUUGAUUGAUGCAAAUCACGAAAUACCACUUCAAAUUUU